UUUUCCUUCUCUUUUAAUAAUUGUUUUUUUAAUUCAAGUUGUUUAAGUUUUUGUGUAUAUUUUAAUUUAUCCUUGAAUUUUUUAAUGCCUUUUUUUGUUAAUGGCAUUUUCAUUUUUUUAUUUUGAAUUUCAUUAUUGGAAAUCGAAGUGGAUUUGUUUACGGUAUUAACUCUUCGAAGUAAAUUUAAUAACUUGGAAGAUUUUUCAAGUUGAUUGGUAGUAGCAGAGGAGGAUUUUGUGGAUUUCAUUGUUGAAAAUUAUGACUAUGACUAUUUUAUUUUAUUUUAUAGAGAAGGAAUUUUCUAUAACAAUAUGAAAGAUGGAAGCGAUUAACAGUCAAUCCAGAUCAGCGGGAUAAUUUGCGCCUUCUUACUUAAUCCGUCUUAACCAUUUCUUUCUUUUAUUCUAGAGAAAUCUAGUUGCAACAAUGUUGGGUUUCUGGUCAACUGGCCGUAUAAGUUUGAUAAAUGUUUCUUUCUCAGGUCAGAGAAUACAGAACAAUAAUAACACUAGUGUCAAAUCGGAACCUUUUAUUCCUCACUUUCCGGUGCAGAUUAAUACUAACAUGGCCAUUUCGCAUAUUUACUUCCAAUUUCUGCUGCUUUAUGGCUACCAAUAACUAGUUCCUUCACCAUUUUCAUAUAAGAGCUCUCACAAACUUUCUGCUGCGAAUUUAUAUUGUAUAAUUAACAUUAAAUGCUUUUGAUUUAAUAAUUUCAGUUCAAUUCCACUGAGUAACAGAGAAAAUCUCGAAUGCAACAGAGUUUUCGAUGAUGAAGAAAGAAAUUUAAUUAAGAACGUUAACAUUUACAUGUCGGUUUUGAGAAUGAAACCUUACGGUCAGAAGAUAUUGGUACUUGUAUAAAAUCAGAAUCGAGAUUAAUUAUUGAUGCCAAUGUAAGAAAUGUAGAUGACGGAUUAAAUUCAAAUUCUCCUUGGAUUAAAUAAUGUCAUGUCUACUUUAACCAUCACUACUUCAGUUG
Molecule: messenger RNA, 983 nt
Organism: Rhizophagus irregularis DAOM 181602=DAOM 197198
Lineage: Eukaryota; Fungi; Glomeromycota; Glomeromycetes; Glomerales; Glomeraceae
Source: RefSeq, a predicted model, not a curated record